ACGUUUCCUUACGCCGUCCAAGUUGGCGAAAAAUCGGCGUGAAACAGAUAUCUGUCAUUGUACGAGGACCGAAAAGCCGCCGAUCGGGUCACCGGUGUUAGCUGACAUUGAAGACGAGGGAAACAAUAAAUUCUCUGUUACGUUUCCGCCACCAGAAAAUAAAUUCAAAAUCUCUCAUUUUUUCUCUCUAGAACUCUCGAGAAAAUAAAGAAAUGACAAAUUGUAUAUGUUAUUGUAGCCAACCAGUGAUUUUACCCAAAUCCAAUAGUAAGGCGAGCUUUGGUAGAGUGGCAGUCAAUUUGGGAGUUACAACCGCUAGAGAUUUUAGGGUUAGGGCUUCAACGGUGGAGAGCUCUUCUAAUUUCGCUAAGCGCACGGAACAGGCUUGGUUAAUUUCACAGGGUUACAGUGAUUUGUUGCAGCAACCAAGGCCAGUUGUGUGUACUUCUUGUAGCUCAAAUGGACAUAUCGACUGUGAAUGGUGUGCGGGGACUGGUUUCUUCAUUAUUGGUGAUAACAUGCUUUGUCAAGUCCCUUCCAGAAACACUACGUGUGUCAUUUGUGCUGGAAAGGGGUUGAUGCGCUGCUCUGAUUGUAAAGGAACAGGCUUUCGUGCCAAAUGGUUGGAGGAGCCUCCAAUGUCUAAAUAGCUGUAUUAUAGGAAAUCAUCAACCAGAUACAAACACUAAGCCAAUGAGAAAUGCUCAACAAUGAUUCGUUCGUGUGAUUUCUUUGUUGUAUACUUUUCUAAUUCAUUGUAAAUUUGUUGUAGUUAUAGACUCACAAAUGCACUUCUCAGCACAGAUCGUACCGUGUGUGUCUGUAUUGUGUUCAAUGUCUAUUCAGCAAAUCAUCCCAUGUCAGCACAACUACCAGCGAAAAAAUUUAUAGCAUAAGACACUACCAAAUGUAUUCAUACAGCUCUCUGUUUCAGCAAAUUGGUGAAUGGUAUAACUUUUGUAGUCUUUCAAUAUUCAAGAAAACCUGUGUGCAAGCUUGAAUUCCUUUGUGGUUUA
This is a messenger RNA of Mercurialis annua (annual mercury), 1016 nucleotides long. Its product is annotated as protein BUNDLE SHEATH DEFECTIVE 2, chloroplastic. The transcript is spliced from 3 exons. Bases 213 to 650 code for a protein of 145 amino acids. The record is from RefSeq and is a predicted model, not a curated record. Lineage: Eukaryota; Viridiplantae; Streptophyta; Magnoliopsida; Malpighiales; Euphorbiaceae.